UUCAACCUCCAGCCAUCUCUCUCUCUUUCUCUCUUCUCUCUCUAAAAUAAACUUUGUUUUAGUUUUUUAAGGGUAGUUUCUUAGUACCACUACGAAGCUCAAAUUUAAGGGGAAAAAUUGUUUGUAACUAUAUAUAUAUAUAAGUAUUAAUUUCCCAAUGUUGAUAUAGUUGCUACUCAUUAUAAUUCAUGCAGUCAUAUACUGUAUGCUCUCGCAGUCUCACUCCUCAAAUUUUGAUAAACAACAGAGAAUGCCAAUUGGGUUUUUGAAUUAUAGAUAAAUCAUUAGAAAUUAACAAGUGUUAAAAUUAAUGGGUGAAGAAAGGCUCCCCAUAGCUCCAGAAGCACCAGCAGUGAUGGAGGCUUUGAACACAGAAAGAGAAGAGUACUGGAGGCAUGUUGAUAACUCUGUCAAUGCGGUGUCGUUUGGGUUUGUGGCCACUGCUAUUCUCAUAUCCAUGUUCCUUCUUAUGGCUAUUUUUGAGAAGUUUCUCAGGUCCAGGUCAUCAUCAUCAUCAUCAUCACACAACAACAACAACUCUCCCACUAAUAAUAUUACUCGUUUGGACCUUCAGAAUGAGAACCACAUCGUUUAUGGUCGAAAACUCGAUUACCCUUCUCCCAAAAUGAGUGUUUAUUCGAGAGGAGUAUCAGUGUUAAUGCCGGGAGAGAACACUCCGACCUUCAUUGCUCACCAUGCACCAGCACCCUCACCAUGUCCUCCAGAGGGAAUCUUAAGACCUUUUCACAGUACUCAAAAUAACGAAGGCCAGCAGUAUUCUUUCAAUAAUGGAACUUCAUCAACCCAAAACCAAAUAUGAAGUGUAGUGAUCGAUAAAGUUUAGUUUAGUCAACUAAAAAUAACAAUAUUCAUCAAAUUAAGGACACAAACACUCAGUGGAAAAUUAAGCAUGAGAUUAUUAUAUAUAUGUCACUCUUGUGUAUAGAGCUAGGGAUAUAUAUAGAGGGAGAGAAAAAGAGACCGAUGAGUUCAUGUUGUGAUUAAUUUUUUUCCUCUACAAGGAUAUCCCAUCAUCCUAAUGUUGUUCACUUGAGACCUAUAUAUCUUUUCAGAAAUGCUAAAAGGUAAAACAAAGUGUCCACCACUAC
This is a messenger RNA of Cannabis sativa, 1109 nucleotides long. RefSeq lists its product as uncharacterized. The transcript is spliced from 2 exons. The record is from RefSeq and is a predicted model, not a curated record. NCBI's taxonomy places the organism in Eukaryota, Viridiplantae, Streptophyta, Magnoliopsida, Rosales, Cannabaceae. The coding region runs from base 311 to 820 and encodes 169 amino acids.